AUGCAAUUAACAUAAGGUUCUAUAUAGAGAACUAUCAACCUUGAUAUAUUUAGAGAAUAAUUAGGGAUUUCCAUAACAUCAGAAAAACAAUAAUUAUCAUAGAUUUAAAAGUAGCAUCAAUUGAAAAGAACAAUCACUGAAGACGAAACCUGA
Molecule: messenger RNA, 153 nt
Organism: Paramecium pentaurelia
Lineage: Eukaryota; Ciliophora; Oligohymenophorea; Peniculida; Parameciidae
Source: the annotation of a GenBank genome assembly